AUGCUGCUAGAUCAGCACCCGCUGCCCGUGCAGGAUGAUAUAACUCCUAGCGAUUCUGAUACAUUCUCAAACCUCUUUGAUGGUACCGAAAACUCAUUAUCCUCGGCUAUUACAACAUGGAGCUCAGAAUUUGAUGACUACCUUGCACCAUUUUCGGGUCUUGAAUCGGUCGCCCUUGAUUUUCUGGACGCGGGACCACUUGGUCCCACCGUGGGCCAUCAAAUGAAUAGCAGUAGCAGCAGUGCCUCUGGAUCCGGCAGCGCUGUACCCCCCGAAGAUACCAUCUCUCUCUUUGGACGACCAGUCCCCGCUCCCAAUCCACCAGUCCUAUACUCCACAGACGCAGGGAAUCGGGACCGACAGAAAUCAUCAUCGUUGCAAUCACCCUGCUCCUGCCUCCCACGUGCAUUAGACCUCCUGAAGCGGCUGGCCGCAGCAGACCAGGCCCCGGGACAGACAAACAAAUCUCAUUCCAAAGGGCCGGCCCAGUCUCUUGAUAUAACUAUCACGACCAAUCAGCAGAUCAUGGACACCCUAGGGAUAAUUCUUCAAUGCUCUUGCUCGCAAGAUAGCUACCUGCUUGCGACGGUCUCGUUGGUUAUAUUCAAGUGCUUCGAUCUAUACGCUGCUGCUGCUGCCAACGAGCGCCUUGCUCAGGCUCAACGACCUCCACCCGCAUCAAUUAGGAUCGAUGGCAAUUUAAUAGAGAAUGAUGAAUUGGAUUCUCGCAUGGCAGCGGCCCAGAGAGUCCUGGGGGAGCUGCACCGCGUGCAGCAAUGUAUAGCACGGCUUUCGCCAAAGUUACAGGCGUGCGGGGACACUGCAUCAGCGCUUUCAGAAGGUUUACUAGGUCACUUGGAGCCGGAAUUACGGAGACGACUUGGGACGUUAUCUAUGGGCUUGAUUCAGACUUUGCGAGCGGAGUGA
This is a messenger RNA of Penicillium odoratum, 927 nucleotides long. It is a transcript of the gene tpcE, whose product is annotated as Zn(II)2Cys6 domain-containing transcription factor tpcE. The record is from RefSeq and is a predicted model, not a curated record. The coding region runs from base 1 to 927 and encodes 308 amino acids. NCBI's taxonomy places the organism in Eukaryota, Fungi, Ascomycota, Eurotiomycetes, Eurotiales, Aspergillaceae. Gene Ontology annotation, cellular component: nucleus. The transcript has a single exon. Gene Ontology annotation, molecular function: DNA binding. Gene Ontology annotation, biological process: regulation of DNA-templated transcription; aflatoxin biosynthetic process.